This is a messenger RNA of Budorcas taxicolor (takin), 1438 nucleotides long. It is a transcript of the gene CIART, whose product is annotated as circadian associated repressor of transcription. Gene Ontology annotation, biological process: negative regulation of DNA-templated transcription; circadian regulation of gene expression. Gene Ontology annotation, cellular component: nucleus. The record is from RefSeq and is a predicted model, not a curated record. The transcript has 6 exons. The coding region runs from base 140 to 1297 and encodes 385 amino acids. Gene Ontology annotation, molecular function: RNA polymerase II cis-regulatory region sequence-specific DNA binding. NCBI's taxonomy places the organism in Eukaryota, Metazoa, Chordata, Mammalia, Artiodactyla, Bovidae.
GUGGGAGGGAGCCGGAGGUGGGUAGCCGAGACUCGAGAGUCUGAGUAGGAGCUGCAGACAGCCUGAACUGAACCGACUGACACAGGUCCCGAUCUUUGGGUACUCCGGGAGCUGCUCUCCAGACCCUGCUUCUGAACCUAUGGAUUCUCCAUCUAGCGUUUCUUCCUAUUCUUCCUACUCUCUUUCGUCCUCUUUUUCCACCUCCCCAGUGAACAGUGACUUUGGCUCCCCCUCCGAUAGUGAGGGGGAGGACAAGUGGGCUCAUGGCUCCAAGCCAGACACUGUUGGGCAGAAGGAAGGUUCUCGGCCCAGCCCUGGUCCUAUCCGCUGCAGGCAACGACCCAAGGUUUCCAGUAACCAACAUAUAGCAUCUCACUCGGAACAGCGGGGCUUGGCUUCUUCUAUGUCAGGAUCUGGGGUCAAAAGAUCAAGAGAUGGUGAAUUGGAGACCUGUAUAAACAUCCAGGGUUGUACCACAGAAGGAGACCUGCUCUUUGCUCAGAAGUGUAAAGAGCUCCAAGGAUUCAUACCCCCUCUCACAGACCUACUGAAGGGGCUGAAGAUGGGUCGAUUUGAGAGAGGAUUGAGCACUUUCCAGCAGAGCGUGGCAAUGGACAGGAUCCAGCGUAUCUUAGGAGUUUUGAAGAAGCCACAGAUGGGAGAGCGUUAUCUAGGAACUCUGUUACAGGUGGAAGGAAUGUUAAAGACUUGGUUUCCUCAUAUAGCUGCCCAGAAGUCAUCAUUGGGUAGUAGCAGACACCAGCUGACCAAGUAUUUUCCAAGCCACCACAGUUAUCCAGCUGCUUCCUCUCCUGCACCUUCCAUGGAAAAGAUGGACCAGUCACAGCUAGGACAGCUAGUAUUAAAACCAAAGCAGCCUUGGCACCUCACCAAAUGGCCAGCUAUGAACCUCACUUGGAUCCACACUACUCCAAUUUGCAAUCCCCCUCUCAGUUCCCCAGGUACCAUCUCCUUUAGCCAUGGUCCUUUAGGCACUGGAACCAGCAUUGGUGUCAUUCUUUUCCUCCAGCAUGGAGUACAGCCCUUGACUUACUCAGCCCCAGUCACUCCAGUUCCAUCUACAGCAGCAUCUCCUGUCAUCCCUGGUAAUCAUCAGAAACUAUCUGUAGAGGGGUCUCAUUAUCACAAUUUGCUAGUAACUCUGCCAUCAAACUGUAGCUGUGCCCCUUCCCCUCCUGGUCUACCCACCUUGACCAGAGAGAUGACCACAGGACACCUGGAACAGAUGAGAAGCCAUCCUCCAGUUGCUCCUGCUGUCCAUCCUCUAGACCCCUAAUCCAGGACCUAAGACUGUAGUUUCUAAUUUGUGUAAAUAUAUGUCUCUCUCUUUUUUUUUUUUUUACUUUUAAUGUGUGCAUUUGUGUUGAAGAAAGAUAAAUCCUUUAUGAUUAAAUAAAUUUUAUAUCUAAAGAGUUUA